AUGGACACUGGCAAUGGCGACCGCCGUAGGAGUAGGAGCAAGACGGUCUCUGGACCACGUCCGGACACCCCCGACAAGGACAGCAUCAACGAUGAUGCCCAGAGCAGCAUUCCCACAGACGACGAUUUGGUGGAAACGACGAUGAAGUUCCCAUGGUCUUCGCCUUCGGCACCCGCAACACCCACCGGCACUACAUCCUCGCCCCCCAAGCAGCACAGUGGGCAUAAGCGCAGCGUGAGCGGCAACAUCUUAGCCAAAUUGAACUUUUUGAGGAACGCAAGCGAAGACGCCAGACCACCUUCUCGAGGGGACAGGUCGAAGGGCCAGGGAAAAGAGGCCCCGACGCAGACAAGUCCGAAUAGCGUAAAGAGUCGCAAAAGCAUCGACGACGAUGGAGCGCCGAGCUCGCCCGUCUCGCCUGGCAAAGGCGAGAAAGGCGAGAGCGCCAUGGCAGCCGCUUUGAAACCCAGCAAGACUAGGAAGCGCAAGGGAUCAUUGCGGAAGGCGGCUCUGCUGGGUGGGAGGAAAUUGAUGACUGAAGGGCGGGAACGGAAGAAUAGUUUUCUUCAGCGGAGCCCAAGUCUCAAAAGUCCAGUGCUACAGGUCUUUCCCAUAUCAAAUGCGAAAGUAGUGGGAGGUUCAGGUAGCAGUGGCCAGUUAGUCUUCGUACCCGAUGACCAGGACGGGGACAGUGCAAGCUUGCGCAGCAAGUUCAGCUAUGAGAAUCUUCAAGCUGCAAGUUCUACCGACAGCGGCUGGUCGUCGCCCUCUGCCGCGGUGUCUGCUGCGCGUCUGUCUCUCGUGACAGAACACCGCGAGCAGCAAACCCUGAACAACACACCUGGCGGCUUGAACAUUUCCAACGCGGGUCUGGCUAGUCCCGUCAAUUUGAAGAGCAAACCUAGCUACGCCAGCACAACAGACGAUGACGAUAUCCUCACGUUCAACGCUCGACCCGCGACGUCUAGUGGAGGACGUCAACGCGGCGAUAGUCUAAAGCAGACGAUAUCUUCUGCCCCUGGAAGCUACUUCCCGCCCAUACUGGUCCAGAAUAGCUCGACCGACAAUCUUGCCCGCCGUCUCAGUGCGAGGAAGACAUCUCCACUCUCGCACAACAUCCAACUUGUGACUGAACCAGAACCGCACGACUAUACUGAGACAGAGUACUGGGGAUGGGUCAUUCUACUCGUUACAUGGGUAACCUUUGCUGUGGGAAUGGGAAGCUGUUUGGAUAUCUGGAGCUGGGCAUGGGAUGUUGGUGAAACUCCGUACGCGCCUCCGGAGCUGGAAGAUGAUCCCACCUUGCCGAUUGUUGGCUACUAUCCCGCAUUGAUUGUAUUAACGGGUGUAGUGGCGUGGGUGUGGAUCACGAUUGCCUGGCUGGGGAUGAAGUACUUCCGACACGCUCGAGUCGAUGUUUGA
Messenger RNA from Ramularia collo-cygni, 1422 nucleotides. RefSeq lists its product as uncharacterized. The transcript has a single exon. The coding region runs from base 1 to 1422 and encodes 473 amino acids. NCBI's taxonomy places the organism in Eukaryota, Fungi, Ascomycota, Dothideomycetes, Mycosphaerellales, Mycosphaerellaceae. The record is from RefSeq and is a predicted model, not a curated record.